Drosophila ficusphila is the source of this 426-nucleotide messenger RNA. It is a transcript of the gene VhaM9.7-d, whose product is annotated as V-type proton ATPase subunit e. Gene Ontology annotation, molecular function: proton-transporting ATPase activity, rotational mechanism. The record is from RefSeq and is a predicted model, not a curated record. The coding region runs from base 38 to 304 and encodes 88 amino acids. Gene Ontology annotation, cellular component: proton-transporting V-type ATPase, V0 domain; plasma membrane proton-transporting V-type ATPase complex. Lineage: Eukaryota; Metazoa; Arthropoda; Insecta; Diptera; Drosophilidae. Gene Ontology annotation, biological process: proton transmembrane transport. The transcript has a single exon.
ACUUGGCAUUCGGCCAGCUGGCAAAAACACUCCGGAAAUGGACAAGCAUGUUUCGAUUUCGGCCGUAACCGUGUUCUGGCUUCUAUUCGCCAUCAUCGGAUUCGCGAUCUCGUACCGCUACGAGGAGCGAGGGAUCAUCCGCUGCUGCGUGAUCCUCACCGCGGUUUGCUGCUACCUCGCCUGGCUGGUCACCUUUUUGGUGCAGCUGAAUCCCCUGAUCGGACCGAGGGCCAACCAGAAGGUCAUCUUCGGCAUGAUAACCUACUGGGACAACUCGCUCAUCCACAACAAGAAGGACCCGUGAUUCCCCACCGGAGGCUAUAUAUUUUUUAGGGCUACCAAAGGAAACAAAAUGUUGGUUUUUGCAGAAAAAUUUAGUUUAUGGCUUUUAAUGAUUUUAAUAAAUUUAAGCGCGGCACAAACUAA